AUGGGGAAUUGCUUGAACCCGCGAGCCGUGACGUGGGUCGACGACGAAGAUUGGGAGCCGAAAGAGCUCGACAAUAUCAAAGAACAGCGGAGAAAACAUAAGAAGAGUAAGAGAGGAGGAAAGGAGAGCAAAGUCGAGCCUUCGACUACUGCGGUGAAGAUAAAGCUCACAAAGAAGCAGUUGGAGGAGCUUUUGGUGCGAACGGAUACGAAGGGACUGUUGCCGAUCAACGAAGUAAUUAUAUACCGUCUCAUGAAGAAGGCGAGCAAAGAGUCUACAUGCGGCGGCCGGAGCUGGGGUUGGAGACCAACUUUAAAGAGUAUACCAGAAGAAGUUGUUGAAGGUGUAGGAUCGUAG
Molecule: messenger RNA, 357 nt
Organism: Ananas comosus (pineapple)
Lineage: Eukaryota; Viridiplantae; Streptophyta; Magnoliopsida; Poales; Bromeliaceae
Exons: 1
Coding region: 1-357 (118 amino acids)
Source: RefSeq, a predicted model, not a curated record